This is a messenger RNA of Bactrocera oleae (olive fruit fly), 1141 nucleotides long. RefSeq lists its product as uncharacterized. The record is from RefSeq and is a predicted model, not a curated record. Lineage: Eukaryota; Metazoa; Arthropoda; Insecta; Diptera; Tephritidae.
UUAAGUAAUUUGAAGGAAUGCUGCCGAGUUGACAGUCCUUCGCCGGAUAAAUAUCCGGGUCUGGUCCGGUUACGUAGACCCUACUGUAGUGGGUUUGUCUUUACAUUCGAUUGCGAGAAGAAACGAAUUAAAAGAAAAAAUUAAUCAAGUUCAGUAAGUUAGAAUCAGCAAAUCACAUUCAACUUAAUAUACCUUACAAUAUCGAUGAGCGAAAAAUAGUUUGGCCCAAUGCCAUCUGCUUGAUGUAUUCUUUGACAUACUAGUAUGUUAAAAAUGAAGGCACACGAAUCAACUAAAAUUUAGCAUUGGCAGUGAAUAAGGUCAUGUGAUAUUUCCUACAUUGUUAUAUUGUUAAUUUUUUUUAAACGUUUCUCUCUUCAAAUGGUAUUUGGGUUUGUUCUCAUGCCUUUAAAAUAAAGAGAACUUUCAUAAAUCAGAUGUAUAUUAACGAUGUCGAACACCACACCUAAAAGUACACAAUACGCGUUCACGUCUAAUUACUUUGACGAUAUUUUAAUACAUAAUUGGCGGGAACUCCUCGCAAUAGGUAAUUUACUUGAAGUAAAUAAACGUCGUAGCUUAAUGUGGAUUUGGCCAACAGAAAGUGAAUUACUUAAUAUUGGAGCAUUAUUUGAGACAUUCAAUAUAAAGCAUAUACUUAGCAUAGGAUGUGGCAAUGGAUUAUUUGAGAGAAUAAUACAAGACUGUCUGGGUGUAGCUCUUAAUGGUAUUGAAGUCGAUCGAUCGUGGUGGGAAAGUAAAUAUGCAAUUAAAAGUUUUAUUAACAUUAAUUAUAUUGACGACUGUAAGAAAGGAGAAAAUCUAGAAAAGUAUCUUCAAAAGUGUUGUAACUUGGAAAAUUGGAAUUUCUCAUUGAUGUUUUGUUAUUUUAACAACCGCGCAGCAUUCCUUAAUUAUAUUGAAAUGUAUAAAGGGAAUAUACUUUUAAUUAUUGGACCGAAAACUGGGGUUAAUGUGUUCACUGAACCAUUGCCGCUUGAACCACGUUUACCUGAAGGACAUCGUUGGAAAUUAAAAGCUACCUUAAACAUUGGAAAACUUGAUGUAAUAGCUUUUUAUACAAAAGAUGUGUGAUGAUAAAUUAAUUUACUUUAAUAAAAUACAAUUUUAAUGAAGUAAA